Molecule: messenger RNA, 3324 nt
Organism: Cavenderia fasciculata
Lineage: Eukaryota; Evosea; Eumycetozoa; Acytosteliales; Cavenderiaceae
Exons: 7
Coding region: 1-3324 (1107 amino acids)
Cellular component (GO): nucleus
Molecular function (GO): zinc ion binding
Source: RefSeq, a predicted model, not a curated record
AUGACCUUAGAUUUAGUAACAUAUAUAAUUUACCAAGUUGCAUUGGUUGGUGUUUACUUGGUGACUGCUGCUUGUUUGAUUGAUAGAAUUAGACGAGAAGUCAGACCCCCAAAUACAAAACAAGACAUAGAGUUUGUACCACUUGGUUCAAUCAUUAACAGCGAGGUUGAUGAGGAGAUUGAAGAUGGCCAUAGACACGCUCCCCAAUUACCUCUCCAACCCAGAGUCAAUAGAGGAGCACUGUGGGUAUUGGUAAUGCAACUAGUAUCCCUUUUGUUUAGAUUGGCAUCACAUCUCUACCUCAUCCCAUCACAAUUAAAAGGAGAGAUAUUGGUGCAAGGUGGGAAUCUAACCUACUCGAUACUAUUGGUGUGUGGCACACUGCCAAUAUUCAUGUAUUGGGGUGCCAAGUUGGCAGUAUGGUCAGCAUUUGCAGCUGCAUCGGUCAUUGUCAACGACCCGGUUGCAUGGCUCCAAAGAAAAGGUCAGUUUACUACCUUUUUAGUAUUGAUGGUUGCCGUUGUACCAAUGUGCUCGUGGCUCCAAUUAAAUGCACUCUAUGUGUUUGGUAUCAUGACUAUUGUCAUCCAUCACUGCUUUUCAAUGGCCAUGAAAAGAUUGCCUAGUCGAAUAGCCCACCAAGAAGAUGCCGAUCAGAUGAUCCUAGAAGAUGCAAGUAUCGAUAUCACCGUCAUCCAACUAUGUGUAGUAGCAUCGUACAUCCGAAGCAACACCUUUCCUCUUCCACGAACCGUCUACGAACAAAUGACAAACACGACCAUUCGAUUUGUUAUUGAAAUGUUUCAACUAUACUAUAAGACAGAGAGAGAGAUGAAUCCAAGUGUUGAUCAAAUACAGUGCCCGGGCUGUGCAUUGGCGUUUGAGGUUAAUGUGUUUGGUGACCAUUUCAAUGCUUGCUUUAAAGAGGAUGAGGUAAUGACCACCACUACCACCUCGCAUAUUCCGAAAGAGACGGUCACUCCCAUGUCUUAUUCUGCGUCACGACACAUAGAUGUUGAUGAUGACGACGAAGAAGGCGAUUCUAUUAUGUAUGAACAACAAAGAGACAAUCAAUCGACAUCAACUACCAAUACUACAACUGCUGCAGCUGCAGCUACACUAUCAUCACCUUUUCAAAUGUUACAUCGUACUAAUCAAAGUAAUAACCCUAACCAUUUAACAAAUUAUACUAGUGCAAAUAAUACUACAUCGUCAUCAUCGACAACAUCCACGUCUACUUCGGCAUCAUCUACUCCACCAAACAACAAUCAAGGAUUUUUUGGGCAAUAUAUUAGAGGUAUCGGAGAGAAUGUAAUGAAUCCAAAGAAGCUAUUAGAGGAUUUAUUUAAACAAGAUUUAUUAAAUAUUCAUAGUUCCAACAACAACAACAUUAACACUAACAAUACUACUACUAAUAACAGUAGUAAUGGAAUAAGUACUAGUAAUAAUUCAACACCAACUCAAACAACAAAAAAUAGUUUAGAAUCAUCAUUUGUUAAUAAUAAUAAUAAUAAUAAUAACAAUAAUGGUAGUGGUAAUAAUCCAUUUAAUAAUAAUAAUAUUAAUGGUAUUCCACCAUUCAAUCCUUUUUCAACUUCAACUACAUCAACUACUUCAACUUCUUCUACAAAUAAUGGAAACCCAUUUAAUCAAGAAAUGAAUGCAAGUAAUCAUAGUUUUUAUGAUUUGGAAGAUCAUCAUAAUUAUUAUAUCGAGGAGGAUGAAGAAUUCAAAUCAUUACAAUUUGCACGUAAACUAAUUGAAGAUGAACGACGUGCUCAAUUGGUUGAAGAAGAGGAAAACAAUAGACGAUUGGUACUUGAAUUGUUGGAAAAUGAAAGAGAGGAACAUGAAAAAUCAAGACAACAACAACAAACCAACAAUGAUCUAGAAACAAAAUGUGUCAAAUGUCAAAAACAAUUGGCUGUUGAAAGUUUAAUAUUUUUAGAUCAAUGCGGACAUAUUUAUUGUAAAGAAUGUUUACAUCAAUCAAUUAUGAAAAAGAUUGAAAUGAAAAAGGUUUCAAUGAUCAAAUGCAAGAGUUGCAAGGCAUCAUUAUCAAGUCCAGAUAUUAAACAAGUGUUGAGUGAUCAAGAAUAUGCCAAAUAUGAUAGUGCAUCAUUGGAUGAGGUCAUUUCAACAAACAAAGAUUCCUUUUUCAAAUGUCCAAAUUGUAGUGUUUUAAUGGAAAAGUUACAACAUAAUCAAAAUACGCCACAAGACAAUAAUGCAAAAGAAUAUGAUCAAAAUGGAAAUGAAUUAAGUAGACAAGCAAUUGAACAUAAGAAAUUAUAUAGAUUUAGAUGUUUACAAUGUACAACUGUAUUUUGUUCAGAGUGUUUUGAAAAACCAUAUCAUCUUGGGUAUACAUGUGACCAAUUUAAAAAUUAUUCUACCUCUAAACAUUGUAGAUAUUGUCUACAGUCUUUGAAACCAAGUAAUUGUUCUACACUCUCUAAUCAAUGUUGUAAUCAACCAGAAUGCAUGCAAAAGUACAUGCUAUCAUGUAAAAAGAAGUUGGCAUGUGGUCAUAAUUGCUGUGGUAUCUCUGGUGAAACUAAAUGUCCACCAUGUCUAGUUGAUGAUUGUCCAUAUGCAAAUCAAACUCAAAAAUCAUCAGAUUAUUGUAAUAUUUGUUGGGUUGAAGAAUUGGGUAGUAGUCCAUGUAUUCAAUUAGAGUGUGGACAUAUUGUACAUUUGGAAUGUUGCAAGAAAAAGUUGGCAGGUAAAUGGAAUAGUUCAAGAAUAUCAUUUGGUUUUAUGAAGUGUGCAAUUUGUCCGAAAUACAUUAAACAUCCAGCUCUGAAAAAGGAACUGACCGAAAUAAUGGAUCUAUACAAUGUCAUCAAGGAAAAGGGUCUACAAAGACUAAAAUCACAAGGUCCUGAAAAAGGUGUCAACUUGAAAGAUCCAAGUUGUAGGUGGUACAAUGAUGAAGAGGGUUAUGUUAUGGAUAGACUAUCAUUUUUCCCUUGUUUUAAAUGCAAAAAACCAUAUUUUGGAGGAGAGAAAGCAUGUGGAGAGAAUAAUGUAGAUUUUAAACCAGAGGAAUUAUUAUGUGGUGGAUGUAGUUGUGAUGGUGCUGAUAAUUGCAAAACUCAUGGAAAAGAAUAUAUUGAAUAUAAAUGUAAAUUUUGUUGUAACAUGUCAGUAUUCUUUUGUUGGGGUAAAACACAUUUCUGUAAUAGUUGUCAUUCGCAAAGUACAACCAUUGUCAAGACACCAAAGGAUCAAUUGCCAAAAUGCAGUUGUGGAGUUCCCCAUCCACCAAAUGGUGAAGAACAUUCAUUUGGUUGUAGUUUAUGUAGAAUCAAUCAUACAUAA